AUGCAGAACGAGCGCAACCUGUACAUGCUGAUGGAGUACGUGCCGGGCGGCGAGCUGUUCUCGCACCUGCGGCGCGCCGGGCGGUUCCCCGACGACGUGGCCCGGUUCUACUCUGCGGAAAUCGUGCUAGCGCUCGACUACCUGCACAGCCUCAAGAUCAUCUGGCGCGACACCAAGCCCGAGAACAUUUUGCUGGACGAGCACGGCCACGUGAAGCUGACGGAUUUCGGGUUCGCCAAAAAGGUGGUGGACCGGACAUGGACGCUGUGCGGCACACCCGAGUAUCUGGCGCCCGAGAUCAUCCAGAGCAAGGGCCACGGCAAGGCCGUCGACUGGUGGGCGCUGGGCAUCCUGAUUUUCGAGAUGCUGGCCGGAUACCCGCCGUUCUACGACGACAAUCCGUUUGGAAUAUACGAGAAGAUCCUGGAGGGCAAGAUUGUGUUCCCGUCGUUCUUCUCGCCAGCGGCCAAGGAUCUGAUCCGGCGGCUGCUGAACGCCGAUGUCAGCAAGCGGCUCGGCAAUCUGCAGGGCGAGGGCGAGGACGUGAAGCGACAUCCGUGGUUUGCCAUGAUCGGCUGGCAGAGCCUGGUGGAGAAGCGCGUGCCGCCGCCUAUUGUGCCGCCGCACAGGCAUCCCGGCGACACAUGCAACUUUGACAAGUACCCGGAGCCGCCGCAGGAGCCAGCGCCCGAGCCUGGCGUCGACCCAUACCGGCAUCUGUUUGCUACCUUCUAG
Molecule: messenger RNA, 735 nt
Organism: Linderina pennispora
Lineage: Eukaryota; Fungi; Kickxellomycota; Kickxellomycetes; Kickxellales; Kickxellaceae
Product: protein kinase, X-linked
Exons: 1
Coding region: 1-735 (244 amino acids)
Biological process (GO): peptidyl-serine phosphorylation
Cellular component (GO): nucleus; cAMP-dependent protein kinase complex
Molecular function (GO): cAMP-dependent protein kinase activity; ATP binding
Source: RefSeq, a predicted model, not a curated record